Molecule: messenger RNA, 3240 nt
Organism: Dinoponera quadriceps
Lineage: Eukaryota; Metazoa; Arthropoda; Insecta; Hymenoptera; Formicidae
Gene: Incenp
Product: trichohyalin
Exons: 7
Coding region: 171-2846 (891 amino acids)
Biological process (GO): mitotic cytokinesis; meiotic spindle midzone assembly; metaphase chromosome alignment
Cellular component (GO): meiotic spindle midzone; nucleus; midbody
Molecular function (GO): protein serine/threonine kinase activator activity
Source: RefSeq, a predicted model, not a curated record
GUCCCGACAUGUCCGGUUGAAAAUGGUCGAUAGAGCCCGCCAGAAUGAAUGGGCGGUAAUUUUGCCAGAUAACCAAAAGACGGGGAGUCGUGGUCGAAAACGCUUGAGUAUUGAAGAAAUAAAUCGACAUUCGAUGUAUAAUUCGUUAGAGUUGUUUGAUUCUGCGUCGUAUGAGUAUUGUAACGUCAAACGUAUCACCGAAAUUCACGUCGCCGGGACAACGGAAUUGCGUUGGGAGGAGCGGGAGGUUUGUGAAACGUAACUCUCAAGGAUCGUCUUCCACGAUGGACGUUAAAUGCAAGAACGAGGUAUAUCAGAUGAUUAUGAAGGAUUUCUUGAGUUUCCAAGACCGACAUAAGGAAAUACUAAAUCAUCUCAACGAGAAUGCCGAUUAUCAAAGGGAGUGUCUGCAAAAUCUGCUCAAUCAGUUGUUACAACCAUCGUCUGUCCCGAUUGUCAUGAAAACGCCGAAGGUUGCGAGGAAAAGGGGAUUUCAACGUAUUGAAACCAUACUAGAGGAUGAUGUAUUAGAGCAAGAGAAUACUUUAGCAGAUGAUGUACAAGUUGUCAGUGAGAAAGCUAAUAAUACAGACAGCAUAGCAGGCAGUAGGAUAAAAAGGAUGGCAUCUUUGAAAGCAGUGAAUAACAUCGCGAAACAAAGUUUACUUGGCCAGAAUGGAAGACUGAGGGAACUUUCUGAUAAUGAACAUACCGUUCACUUGGCAAAGAAAGGAAAGAGGGAAAGUCAACUCAAGAGGAAGAAAUCUGUGCGAACAAGUUCUGAUGAGGACGAAGGUAAGGCAGCUUCGAAGUAUAGUAAACUAGAUGAGAAUGUGAAGAGCAAAGAACCAGGAGAGAGAAUAACAAGAAAAGUAACUGAGCAAGUUGCUCAUUCUGAUGAUGAUACAGCUGAAAAGACCAAGGAAGAGGAUGUAGCCCAGAAACCACGACGUUCACUGAGAUCAGGGUCUACAAAAUCUCAGAAGGAAGAAAAAAAAGACGAUGCUAUUAUUUCUCCUACUACGGAUAUCGUCGAAGAAUCUAUAUAUGAGGAUGCAAUUGGGAAGCCAACUCCAAUUAUGAAUUCGACUUUGAAAUAUAGUUUAGCUUUGCCUGAGAAGAUACUGAAUGCCACGGUGAUUUUGGAGCCCUUGCCGCAACAGAGAAAAUUAAACGAAACAGUCGUGAUCCAAAAGGCAGCGAAUCAGCAGAGCAGGAGUCGGGGAAAUAGCGGAGAAAGAACAAGUUCGAAGAAAACACGACAGGGCAGUACGCAAUCGAAUAAAAAAAGACAAAACGAUCUCUCGAACGCAUAUAACGAAUUAAUCACGGAUGACGAGUCGUCGCCUGAAUUGAAGAAAUCGAAGAAACAGGUCGGCAAGAAGAAACGCCUGAUAAGAAACUUCAGCGACGAUGACGACGAGGUCCCUAACACACCUCCUAUAAAGAAAGUGAAAGAAUAUUUCAAACAGCCGGUCGCGCCCUCGGUCAUGCAAGAAAUCAAAGCUUCGUUCAAGCCGAAUGCGUUGUUCAGUCCUUACGCAAAGGAAUCCGUGAAGAAAAGGGUCGAGGCGUUCGAGCAAGCAGUGAUGCAGAGUCCAGCAUCAGUCGAUGUGAAUGCUCCUACCAGAAUAACCAGAACGAAAACCCGCGCGAUGGCCGCUGCGGAAGCCGAAGCGGAGGCGAAGAAUACGGAUAAAAACUACACACAGAUACUAGCUCGCAAGUCACUCGCGAAAGCCAAGAAGAUAGCUUGCCUUGUGGAGAAGCAGAAAAAAGACAACGAAGAAUUUAAAGAGUCUUUUCUUCAGAACAAGGAGCAAGUGCCAGAGCAGAACAAUAAGGCGAUUAAAAACGACAGGCUGAACGCGAUGCAAAAAACAACACCUUUGAGCAAAUCGAAAAUCAUAGUUCCAAUGUCUGCGAAUCGUAUUCAAACUCCGUUGAACGCGUACAACCUCGCGAGUCAGGCGAAAGCUUUAACCGCCUCGCGCGUGAAUAUCGUGACUAGUGUGGAGUCUUUCAUCCAAGCCCCGAAAACGGUCAAGGACAGCUCUGCUGACAAAUUGGAGGAUAAGAGACGGCACGAGGAAGACGCGUUGAAGAAGAGAAAGGAGGCCUUGAGAUUGCAGACGGAAGAGAAGAGAAGAAAACGGGAGGAGAAGGAGCUGAAGAACAAGUUGGCGAGAGAGGCCAAAGAAAAGCAGGAACUGGAAAAGCGGCUGAAGGCGGAGAGAGAACGAGAGGAGAAGGCGAAGUUGGCACAGAUGAUGCAGGAGAAGCAGCGCGAAGAGAUGGAGAAGAAGCGCCUGGCUCAGUUGCAACGAGCGCAAGAGAAGGAGGAACGUCGCAAACUGGAGGAGCAACAGAGGUUGCAGAGACUGCACGAGCAAGAGGAGGCGGAGCGUUUGCUCGCCGAACAGAAGCGCCGGGAACAGGAGGCCGAGAAGCGUAAGGAAAUGGAAGUGAGAGCCCAGCAGCAGGCUGAAGCGACGAGGCUGAAGAAUAUGGCGCACGCGGCUCAAACUAAACACAAGCAAGCCGCUAAUAAGCAACCAGGCACGACGAAUUACGUGUUGGACAGCGAACCUGACGACGACGACUCGGACGACGAGAGCAGACCAAAACACGAGAUACCGUAUUGGGCACAGGCACACGUGCGCAAGGUGCAACUUGCGAUGCAACGACACAUCCCCGAGGAAAUAGUGUACAAAUUCUUCGACACUCGUAAGUGUACGCCGGAUUUGACCGAGCUGUUCCAGGGCAUAGAUCGAAGUCGCUUGAAGCGUACCUCCAGUGCAAUCUGGAAAACGCCGCCGCGUUUUUCCACGAUGAGCGGCGACUAGGAUUCCUGAAUCGAGCCGCGAUUAUCACACACGCAUGUGAUGCGGGGGUGAUGUGCCAUGAAAAUAACGUAUUGUAGUCGAUACAACAUACCGUGUCGAACAUAUCGUGUGUGUGUGGAAAACAUGAGAGCGCACGUUGUUUUAUUACACUAGCGUACACACGACAAUAAUAUAUGUGACGUUCGUUUUAUUCCACGACAUUUAACUGCUUGUUCUCUACUUAUUUAUGUAUUAGUUAAUAUUGUAUCCGCCGAGAAGAGGAGAAAAUUAAAACCUUUGUAGUACGUAAUUAGUUAAUCAGUCAUCUGCGUGUACUUAUCUGGAUUAAUAAUAGUCAUUUAAUUAGUGGUUCGUAAUUAGUAGUAAUCUAAUGAAUCAUUACUUGUUGAAAGAG